ACGAAUGUUAGGAAGGGCAGCGGCCGUCGAUCAGAGAACACAUAGUCGGAGACGAUGUGGAGAAGGAUUUGCGUCGCCCCUUUGCGUUCUGCCCUCCGUCAGCCCCGUGCCUCCUCCGGCGCUGCCUCUUCCCAUAGCGGCUCUGUUCUUGCUCCAGUUUCAGUGUCUUCAUCCUUCCUCGACACGCGGUAUAGCUUCAGCUCCGUCCCUGAGGAUGGAUCGUCGAGGAAUAAAGUGGAGGACGUGAUGCCGGUCGUCACUGGACUCGAGCGCGUGGAGUUAGAAGCAGAGCGCCAGGGAAAGAAGCUGUUUGAGAUGGAGACGCCCGUUGGCCCCUUUGGUACUAAGGAAGCUCCUGCUGUCAUCCAAUCCCACUACAACAUGAGGAUAGUUGGUUGUGUUGGUGAUGAGGGCGAGGAUGAACACGAAGUCAUGUGGUUUUGGCUGAAGAAAGACAAGCCGCACGUGUGCCCCGUUUGCUCUCAAUACUUUGUGCUUGAAGUGAUCGGCAAAGGAGGCGACCCAUAUCCUCCUAGCGACGAUGAUGAUCACUAAAAUGUGGAUCUGAAUUGUGCUGAAAAUAAAAAAACAAACGAACCUGGGAGGCAGAUCUCCUUGUGCUGUGUAGCUACAUUCUUCUUCCUCUGGCUUGUGGAUUUUGGUCUUCUUUGCUAUUCUAUAAUCAAGUAGAGAAGUGACCACCCUUAACAAUUAUUGAGUUGUGGUUAUCUUUUGGCCCUUGUUUUUUAGUUCCCAAAUAAUGAAUGGCCACAUUAAACUCGGCAUUAUUAAUUUUAUCAUAUUUUUAAUCUUUCAAUCCA
Messenger RNA from Zingiber officinale, 821 nucleotides. RefSeq names its product putative cytochrome c oxidase subunit 5b-like. Gene Ontology annotation, biological process: mitochondrial electron transport, cytochrome c to oxygen. Gene Ontology annotation, cellular component: mitochondrial envelope. The transcript has 6 exons. The coding region runs from base 55 to 555 and encodes 166 amino acids. NCBI's taxonomy places the organism in Eukaryota, Viridiplantae, Streptophyta, Magnoliopsida, Zingiberales, Zingiberaceae. The record is from RefSeq and is a predicted model, not a curated record.